Acanthisitta chloris (rifleman) is the source of this 9081-nucleotide messenger RNA. RefSeq names its product WDFY family member 4 (gene WDFY4). The record is from RefSeq and is a predicted model, not a curated record. NCBI's taxonomy places the organism in Eukaryota, Metazoa, Chordata, Aves, Passeriformes, Acanthisittidae. The transcript is spliced from 58 exons. Gene Ontology annotation, molecular function: protein binding. The coding region runs from base 1 to 9081 and encodes 3026 amino acids.
AUGGACAAAACAGCUGAACUCAUGUGGCAGCUGGAGGAUUCACCUGACAAAGCAGGACAGGAAGAGCAAAGCCCUGAUGAUAGAGACACAGCAGAAGUGCUGGAGCAGCCUGCACACAGCAAGGACAAACUACUCCACAGCCAUACCCUCCAGUGGGAGACUCUAGGCAAACAGUUUGUAGAGUAUGAGCAGAUGGCUCCAUUUCUCAACCCAGAAGAUCAACAGAGAAGGCUGUUGGACUUUCUUCCCCACUUCUUAAAGGCCUGGGAAGAGUCUGCUGGAGUAAUUGUAUUCCCCAACAUUCAGCUGUUAGCCAGUGAGGUUUCCAAGCUUCUGACAAAAGAAAUUAAGAGAAACCUCAAUGGCAAACCUGCAGAAGAUGCUCGUCUGGCUUUGGAGCAAUUGCUGCAAUGGAAAGGGGAAGCAGGCGAUGGCCAUUUGCUCCUGAAAUCAGUGUAUCUGCUCUCACAGACUGACUUGAGAACCAUGUGGAACAUCAUUGGAUCUGGACUUCCAGCUGCUCUAAUGCAGUGCCUGUACCUUUUCUUUACUUUUCCUCUGAAAAAAAACAGUGAUGAUGGAGAGACAAGUGAGGAUGACACCCAAACUCAGGAAAUGCUUGUUGAGAUAAUGCUUAACAUGUACAAGGAGGAACAAGGUGUAGAGGAACUUCUGGCAGCUGAUAAGCUUCAGUCAUUAAUUAUAGCAACUGCUUCCCUCUGGGACCAGUGUAACCACUCGUGGAAAGUACCUACAGGCCGUGUGCUGAGAGCAAUUUCAAAGUCUCAGACCAAAAACAGCAUUGUUUAUCUACAAGCUGUGGACUGCAUUAAAAUAGCUGUUCAGAAUCUCUUUAAACUGGCUGAUACUCUACCUGCUUGUGACAUGUGUGAAGCUGCUAGUAUUGUCUUGUGCUUUGUGAAAGAUUCCUAUCCUAUAUCAUCAGCUUUAUUAACAGAGUUUGAAAAUAAUGAUGGCUACCAACUCCUGCUAAAAAUUCUACUUGGAUGUGAGGGGGUGCAUCCAGAUGAAGGAGACCCCUAUCUGGAUGAGAUCCUGGACAUGCUGACUUGCCUUACGACCUGUGGAAAAACUGAACUGAAAGUUUCUGGCAAUAUUGUGCACCCGCAAUUGCCACACUUUGAUUUUGAACAGACACGAUCUUCUGGAAUGACAGUGAAAAACCUCCAGGCUUUUCAGGUGUUGCAGUCCAUUUUCCAGAAAAGCAAUGACCAACACCUGUGUGGAAGAAUCUUGGCAGCAAUUGGUACCAUAUGGGCAUGGGACAGAGUGAACUUUUUUCUUCUGGAAUGGACACUGCAACCUAUCAACCAAUUUACUGACAUAAUCCAUUUCAAACCACACCUAGUCCAAGUCGAGUUCUUCAGGCUGGUGGAGUCCAUAGUUCUAGACCUGUCCUACAUCCCCCAUGAAAUUUUGAAAAAGGUUCAGUAUUUGAUCAGGGAAAACACAGUGCCAUUCUGCACCUUAACAGCUCUCCAGUGCCUUCUCAGCAUGACCCAGAAGGACCUGUUAUUCAGUGACAUAUUCCGUGACUCUGGGCUCUUUGGCCUACUGCUGGCACUUUUGAGGAAGCAAGCCAAGAUCCUGAGGAAGUCAGCUGGAACUCAUCUGUCUGGUCUGGAAGAAGGCACUGAGAAGGAAUUAAAUGCUGUGAUGCUGAAGAUGGUGGCUGCCCUUACAGUGAGGUCUGUGAGGAACACAGUUGUUCUGAAGGACUAUGGAAUGGUGCCAUAUAUCAAGAUUUUUUUGGAUGAUGAGUGCUACAGGAGUGCUACUCUCAGCAUCUUGGAGCAGCUAUCAGUCAUCAACUAUGAAGAAUAUAUGAGCAUUAUUAUUGGGGCCCUCUGUUCUUCUACUCAAGGGGAACUGCAUCUGAAACUAGAUCUGCUGAAGUCACUCUUGAGGAUAUUGGAGAGUCCCAAGAGCCAUUCAGCUUUCAGAACCUGCAGUGGAUUCAAUGGACUACUCUCCCUUCUCUCAGACAUGGAAGGUGCAUUGCAGGACCCUCCAUCUGGGCUGUGGACAGCAGUUGGACAGAACCGCAUACUGGAGCUUGUUUUCUACACACUUCAGGGGAUAACAGCAGCCCUGCAUCUAGACCCUGUCAACAGCAACUUCUUCCAGAGGAAUGGUCUCUUUGAAAAGAUGGCAGAGGAUCUUGGAUCACUUGGCUGCUUCUGGACAAAAGGGGAAUGGCAAAUUCCUGUGACCCUUGAGAAGAAAAGGACGUUUGCAGAAUUCUUGGAUGCAGCUUUCUGUUCUUCAGAACCUUUCCCAAUGUGGCUAAAGAACUGCAUAUGGAUUUUGAAUUUUCUUGAUCACAUGGUCAAAGGAACCCUCCACCAGGAGAGCUGCUUCAAGGAGAGCAAGCCAGAGAUGGGCAAAGCAUCAAGAGAUGAUCAGGAGGGACCUCAAGCUCAAGAAGAGCAUCCCGUUGCUUUCAAAUGUCCAGGCAACAAAUUACCUGCCUCUGCCUACAGGCUAUGGGGAAACCCUGAAGAGAAGUUGGAAAUGAGAGACUGUACCAUUGUACACCCAGGUGCUGUCUGUGUUAUGGUGAGGUUGCUGCCAAAGCUGUACAAAGAAGGACAUGCUCAGCUUUCACAGGAAAUCCAAUGUGCUGUGGUUGAUCAUAUUCAGUCCCUGGUGAAGUCAGAAAAGAGUCGUCAGGUGAUGUGUGGAUCUGGCUUGCUGAGCACCAUCAUAACCUCCUGCCAGGAUGCCUUCCGCAGUGAGAGCCAUCCGCUGCAUCUGCCCCUCACCAGGGUGUUUGAGAAGCUUGCGUCACAGGCUAUUGAGCCAGAUGUGUUAAGCAACUCUCCUUGGGUGUCUAAGGGAUCUGCACUGGCACUUCAGACUGCAAUGAGUCUCAUCUCCAUGACAUCACCUCGAAACUUCCAGCUCCGCAGCACUGCUUUGGCUCCAUCGUUUGUGGAGUUUGACAUGUCCAUGGAAGGCUAUGGGUGUUUAUACCUCCCAACCUUGGCUACUGUCAUGGGACCCAGUGCAGACCAAUCUGUCUCAGGAGGAAUUGGCAUGGGCACCAGAAUGUUCCCUCCCUCAAGUGGCCUGACACUCUGCUGCUGGUUUCUGGUUAGCAAGUUUGGUUUGGUGCACGACAAUCACCCACUCCGUUUCCUUACUGUCGUGAGGCACAUGUCAAGAACAGAACAAGAAUCUGUUUGCUUUUCUGUAAGCUUCUUCCCACAGGACCUUUCUUUGGUCAUUUCCACAGAAGAAGUGGAAUUUCAGCCUCUUGACAUUAUGGAACCUGAGGGUGAGGCCCUAAAUCCCUCCCCAUUUCCAGGGCAAGUCCAGUUUGGCUGUGGCAAUCUGCUGGUCACUGGCCAGUGGCAUCAUCUCACAGUGACAGUCGCUAAGGAAGCAAAGAAGAGCUGUAUUGUUUCAGCUUAUAUAAAUGGUCAGAUGCUUGGCUAUGCAAAGAUGCAGUACUUCCAGCCCUUACCAGGUAGCUGUAUUUCCAUGGAACCCUCUUCCUUUAUUGAUGUCUAUGGGUACAUAGCUACUCCUCGAAUCUGGAAACAGAAGUCCUCCUUGACCUGGCGCCUUGGCCCUACACACUUGUUUGAAGAAGCCAUCUCUGUGGAAACCAUGGAGGUGAUUAUUAAGCUUGGCCCACAGUACUGUAGCAAUUUCCAAGCAGUAGAGCUUCAAGGUGAGGACCAGUACAGUGGUCAUAAUACUGCACCUCUGGUGGCAGAAGAGAAGAUUUCUUUUGGAAUCAAUGCCACGUGCUCAUCUCUCACUACAGUCCAAGACAUAAAGACCUCCUACAAUGAAGUGGAUGGCAGGCUGAUUGCCAAAGAGAUUGGGAUCAACUCCAGGGACAGUACGACUCCAAUAUACCUAGCUAAGAAUAUUGCUGGACACCUCUCAGGUUCCUUGCGCACUAUUGGGUCAGUUGCUGUGGGCCAAUAUGGGGUAAGAGUCUUCCAGUCCUCUCCAGCAGCUACUAGUCUGAACUUUAUUGGAGGCCCUGCCAUUCUCCUGGGUCUCAUUGCUAUGGCCUGUGAUGACCACACCAUGUAUGCAGCUGUCAAAGUCCUGAACUCCAUCCUGAACAGUAGCCCGUUGAGUGAAAAACUGAUGAGGCACAUGCAUGGAUACCAGUUGUUGACCUAUCUAUUAAAGAGGAAGACACAGCUGUUAAACCACAGGAUUUUACAGUUAAUGUUCUCCCUAGUGGGCACAGCUGAACUUGGCUUUGAAUCUUCAGCCAUCAAGAAUUAUAGUGCAUUCCAGUAUGUUCUCUGCAACUUUGAGCUUUGGAUGAAAGCACCAGAAAAUCUUGAUCUUGCUCUUUUUUCCCAUCUUGUGGAGAUCUUGCAGUCCUCCAGAGAUGGAUGUCAGAAUGUUGCAGUUGCCUACCAGGUGCAAAUGGUGCCCAAGCUUGUUUUCCUUUUCAAUGAUCCUGAAAUCAGUAACUCCAGGAUCACUGUGGUCUGCACUAUUCUCUCCCAUCUGUUGCAAGGAUACUUUAAUACAAGGGAUGUUCUCAGGAUUGGCUUGUUCCUUGUUUACACUUUGAAACCUUCUUCUGUGGAUGAAAAUCAGAUAUGCCUGGAUGGUGUGGCUGAUAUGCCCAGUGAAGCCUUAAGCCAAACAUCUGGAAAGACAAUCUGGCUUCGAAACCAGUUACUGAAGAUGCUGUUAGAUGUAAUGCACUCAGACAAACUUCAUCUGUCCUCUGAGGAACAGGAAAAGACAUUUUUGGCACUGGGGCCAGACUGGUUUCUGCUGUUCACACAGAGCUACCUGCACUCUAGCACAGUUGUGCUAGGAAUCAAGCUACUUCUGUGCUUCCUCCACAAUCGUUUGCUGCUGAACAAAUUCAAGGAGGGGAUAGUGGCUGGGCGCUGGCUGGAAAACAGCUCUGCAGGGUCGAGUAUUCUAAUGGAUAAUUUAAAAACUUAUCCUCCAGGGCCUGACAAUGGCUACUUCUUGAUUUUUGGGUUUUCUGUGUUGCAAAGAUGUCUGACUGAUCAUGUCCACAUCCCUGAGAUCUACUUGCUUGUGGCAGAGCUCUUUCUGGCAUCUCCACAGGCUGAACCACCUGAAGCAGUCAAGAAAGAUCUUGAGUCUAUGUUGCAGUGGAUCUUGCAGCACCACCUUACAGAGAAUGUCCUCAAAACUGGGCUGUGUUCAGAGGCAGCUGUUUUACUGCUGGAAAUGGUUAGAUUCACUGUGGACAAACCUAUUGCAGAUACAGAAGCUUCCUGGGAGAUUGCCUAUCCAGGGAACGUUAUCCAGUUUAUGUGUUUGAUCUAUCACAGUUACAUUCAGGACCCUGUGUGGCACUGUCCUGACUUCUUGAGAACUUUGGCUAUGGUUGCUUUCCAUUCAGGACCACACAAGGCUUCUCCAGAAGAUGCCACCAGUGAACAGAAGAGACACUUUCAGACAAAAGUUUUGCUGUCUGCUAUGGAUGUCUUCCAUGUUACCAGCCAAGGCGAGGGGAAAACAAGACCAAGAAGUGAUGAUCUUCAAGGUACUUCAGAAUCAGCUGCACCUGUAUCCAUGAUAAAUAUUGCUUAUUUUGCUCAGAAGCUGAUUGAGAAGCUGAGCAGCAGAACAUUUGCUGCUGACCCCAAGCAAAUCCUGAUCUUCAUAGCCAAACAGAUUAUGUGGGUCUUAGAAAGCUCUGUUUCUCCAAAGGAAGUUUUCCUCAGUACCCUGUACAGCUGUUUAAACAGAGCCAUCCUAUACUGCUUAUCCAGACCACAACAGUCACUGUCUGAACAGUUUAAUGUCCUGAACACUCUCAAUGUCCUGCAGGAACACUGGCAGAUUAUUUUUGCAGCUUACAACUCAAAUAAUAAUUUUGUCAUCUGCCUAAUGCAUUGCCUUUGCCAACUGAACUCGGGCAGCUGUUCAGAAGGUUUUGGGGUGGAUGCAAAACCAAAGCUGGCUUCUUAUCACCAAAUUUUCCUUGCACCCAGUGAAGAUGAAAAGGGCAGCCUGCCUACUCCAGAUGAUGUCCGUCAGGAGAUUCUGAGAACAGUAGAAAUCAUCUGGAAGCAGCUUAUUUCUCAGAGGAGACAGGCUCUGGAGGACACUUACAAGAUGGAUCUUUCUGUGAAAGGAAAUGACAAUGAAAGGGACAUGAAGAUAACGGAGAUCACUCCUUUAUGGGAAGAAAUUAUGACAAAAGCUUGGCAACACUUGAUAGCAUCUGAAAAGAAGCUUCUGCAGAAUAAAGCAGGGUCAGGCCUGUCACAAAGCAAGCACAAUUCGUGGAGUGAAAACCUCUCUUCAGCUAUUAGGCUCUCAUCUGGCCGAAACACAAAGGAAACGACAUGCAAGUCAGAGGGAUUUGUGUCAUGUAUGGAGCACUACCGAAGAAUCGGGCAGGAGCUGUAUGCCUCUUUGUACAAGAACCACAUACAGAUGCUGCAGUGUGGUUACAGCAAAGCAGCCAAGGACUGGAUGAUACUUGAGGAGCAGCUUUUCUACAGAAGGGGCCCAUGGAGAGAUGCAUCACGGUCCUUACAGCCACGAUGGAUUCUUGAUUGUUAUGAGGGACCUUUGCGAAUGAGGAGGAGGAUUCAACAUGUGAACACCCGAGCAGCAAUGAUGCGAAUGAAGAAUGAGAUGAAUAAUGCUCUUUCCCAAGGUGGAAUAGGAGAGCUGAUGUUAAAUGGAGCAGAAAGGGAGAUGGAUAAGAAGGGAUUGGAUUGUAACCAGCUAACAUUCUUCCCAGCUCUACAUGAGAGUUUCCAUUCAGAAGACUUCUUGGAACUGUGUGUGGAGAGACAAAUUAUAUUGCAAGAGUUUGCAGAGAGUGAAAAGGUCACAUUCAAGUGCUCUGUGACAGUUGUGCAGGGGCACACAGCAUUGGAAGGAGUGCUGCUCUUUGGCAAAGAGCACUUCUACAUCUGCGAGUGCUUUGUGUUAUCCCCUCUAGAAGAAGUCUACUGUACACGUCACUGCUUGUCCAGCAUCAGUGAUCCGUUUAUUUUCAACUUAUGUCAUAAAGAUCAUGCUGUGGGAGACCAGAUGUGUUCCCGUUAUUCGUAUAAUGAUAUAAAAGAGAUUCAUCUGAUGCGCUUUCUUCUGCAGGAGAUUGCCUUGGAAAUAUUCUUCAAAAAUGGUUACUCCAGAUUUCUUGUCUUCCAUGACUGUGACCGAAACAAGAUAUUUAAGAGAUUUUGCUCUUUCCAACCUGCUUUGAAGUCAAAGGGGAUAACUGAAGAGUCCCUGAAUAUAAGGAAACACCCAGGAGGGGAAAAGACAAUGCUCCAGAAAUGGCAGAAGAGGGAAAUCAGCAACUUUGAUUACCUCAUGUACCUAAACACAUUGGCUGGCCGUAGCUACAAUGAUUACAUGCAGUAUCCUGUGUUUCCAUGGGUCCUUGCUGACUAUCACUCUGAGACUCUAAACCUUAUGAAUCCUCAUACAUUUCGGGACCUGUCAAAGCCCAUGGGAGCACAGACUGUGGAGAGAAAACACAAGUUCAUCCAGCGUUUCAGUGAAGUGGAAAAGAGUGAUGGAGACCUGUCAGCCCAGUGCCAUUACUGUACUCACUAUUCUUCAGCAAUUAUAGUGGCAUCUUACCUGGUCCGAAUGGAGCCAUUUACCCAGACCUUCUGUGCUCUGCAGGGUGGGAGCUUUGAUGUUGCAGACAGGAUGUUUCACAGUGUCAAGAGCACGUGGGAGUCAGCAUCAAGGGACAACAUGAGUGAUGUCAGGGAACUCAUCCCUGAAUUCUUCUACUUGCCAGAGUUCCUAACCAAUGCAAAUCAUUUUGAACUUGGCUGCAUGCAGGAUGGAACAGUGCUGGGAGAUGUGCAGCUUCCUCCUUGGGCAGAUGGGGACCCCCAUAAGUUCAUUUUCCUGCACAGACAGGCACUGGAAAGUGACUAUGUCAGUGCACACCUUCAUCGCUGGAUAGAUCUUAUUUUUGGCCACAAGCAGCAUGGUUCAGCUGCAGUGGAGGCAGUUAACACCUAUCAUCCUUACUUCUAUGGAGACAAGGUGGACCUCAACAACAUUAAAGAUCCUCUGAUUAAGAGCACUAUCCUGGGAUUUAUAAGCAACUUUGGACAGAUACCAAAGCAGCCAGCAUUAAAUAUGUUCUCUGUCUUGUCAGACUAUCCCAAGGGAGCUAUUGGGCACAUUGUUCACACCGAGAAAGGCAUUCUGGCUGUCGAAAAAAAUAAAAUUUUGAUUCCUCCUCUUUGGAGCAAAACAUUCUGCUGGGGAUUUGAGGACUUCACCUGCUGCUUUGGCAACUAUGGAUCUGAGAAGAAUGUGACUACAUUUGAGUGCAUGGCAGACUGGGGAAAGUGUCUCUGUGCUGUGUGUCCUUCAGCAACUACCAUAAUCACAUCUGGAACAAGCUCAGUUGUGUGUGUCUGGGAAUUUUACUUGGUCAAGGACAAAGUAAAAUGUCUAAACCUGAGACAGGCUUUGUAUGGGCACACUCAGGCAGUGACCUGCCUUGCUGCAUCUGUAAGCUACAGCAUCUUUGUGAGUGGAUCCGAUGACAGAACCUGCAUCAUUUGGGACCUGAACCAGCUGACGUACAUAAACCAGCUUCCUGCCCACGAGGAAAGCCUCUGUUCUGUGGCCAUCAACAAUUCAACAGGUGAUAUUAUCUCUUGUGCUGGAUCUUACCUGUACCUGUGGACAGUCAAUGGGCAGCUUCUUGCAAGCAUCAACUCUGCCAGCAGCCCCACCUGCCACAUUGUUUGCUGCUGCUUUGCUGACGUGAUGGACUGGGACACACGCAGCAUCAUCAUCACAGGAAGCACAGAUGGAGUGGUGAGGCUGUGGAAGACUGAAUAUACUGAUACCCCAGACCAAGCUGCUGGACUGACACCGCAGAGGGACGCGACGGAAGAGCCAGGCAGCAGAGGUAACAAGUGUGGAAAACAUCUUGUUCUCUGUCGGGAACUGAAUCCCAGCCUUGCCCUGACUGGCAAACCGAGUAAGAUGAGUGCAGCAGUGACGGCGCUGGCUGUGUCCAGAAAUUCCUCCAAGCUCCUAGUUGGUGAUGACUGGGGAAGAAUCUGCUGCUGGUCUGUGGAUGGGUAG